Messenger RNA from Pyrenophora tritici-repentis Pt-1C-BFP, 1296 nucleotides. Its product is annotated as HET domain containing protein. Lineage: Eukaryota; Fungi; Ascomycota; Dothideomycetes; Pleosporales; Pleosporaceae. The record is from RefSeq and is a predicted model, not a curated record.
AUGAGAUUGAUCGAGGCUGCUUCACUUAAACUUCGUACCGCUGUGUUUGACGAUGACGUACCGGCAUAUGCCAUUCUAUCGCACACAUGGGGCCCGACCGAAGUUAGUCUGCAGGAGUUUGCAGAUCCAUCCUUGGGAGCUAAAGACACCUCUAUGGAAAUCGGAUCCGGCUACUGGAAAAUCAAAAAGGCAUGCGAACAAGCGGUGAAAGAUAAUCUAAAAUACGUCUGGGUGGAUACUUGUUGCAUCGACAAGACGUCUUCUUCAGAGCUGAGCGAAGCAAUCAACAGUAUGUUUCGCUGGUACAAAGAGGCAUGGGUGUGCUAUGCGUAUCUUGCCGACGUAAUUGGGUAUUCCCAUCCAACCGAGGACGAAGAUUCGCAGAAGUACGCAGAGAUGAAUAGGACGUUGGUGGCUAAGUCGCGAUGGUUCAAGCGCGGGUGGACGCUACAGGAGCUCCUUGCACCAAACAAGAUCCGAUUUUAUGAUGAUACCUGGAGGUACAUUGGUACCAAGAUGCAGUUGUGCAGGACCAUAGAAGGUAUCACCGGCAUUAGCGCAGAUGUGCUUCGGACUGGCAAUAUGGAGGACGAAAGCAUAGCCAAGCGGAUGAGCUGGAUGACUCACCGUAAAACCACGCGACCUGAAGAUAUGGCCUACUCCUUGAUGGGAAUCUUUGAUGUCAACAUGCCACUUCUCUAUGGCGAAGGAGACAAGGCCUUUGUUCGACUUCAAGAGGAGAUCAUGAAGGAUAGCGCGGACAAUAGCCUUUUCGUCUGGAAUACUUUGCGGCGCCCCGAUGACCGCUCCCGGCCUGCACCGGAGUUGUCCUCAAUAUUCGCAGCCUGGCCUCGACAGUUUGACACCUCACGCAUAUGGAACAAGCGUAGGCUCGAUGAAGAUUAUGCAAGGGAGUCGUAUGCUCUCACAAAUCUGGGCGUUCACAUCAAGCUGCGUUUGAAGCGUUAUGACCAUCCGUGGUAUGGGACUAUAUGGGGACAUGAUUAUCAAGGGAAGACGUUUGUAGCCAUGCUCGGAUGCCAGUACGAUGGACCUGAUCCAGCCUUUAAACGAUGUCGCCCUGGUAUCUUCCUCGUACAAAUCUCGCCACCCAGACCAGAGUAUGCGCGUAUCUCAAACGCGGGGGUCGUUUUCACAACGACCAAUCGAGAGACUUACGGGGCCCUGCGCAAUAAGGGGAUCGAAAGUCGCGUACUAUUCACGGAGGAGGAUACGUUGCAAACCGUUUAUCUUCGAAAGAAGAUCCCCGGUUGGGCCCAAGUGCCAAAGACAUAG